Messenger RNA from Exophiala oligosperma, 2836 nucleotides. RefSeq lists its product as uncharacterized. The record is from RefSeq and is a predicted model, not a curated record. The transcript has a single exon. Bases 687 to 2243 code for a protein of 518 amino acids. Lineage: Eukaryota; Fungi; Ascomycota; Eurotiomycetes; Chaetothyriales; Herpotrichiellaceae. Gene Ontology annotation, molecular function: mRNA binding.
CUCCUUUUACGCUCGCUGUUCCUUGGGCUGGCUUGCCCCCCUACUCUCCCGUAUCUGCCUCCCUCCAUCCAUCUUCGGAAUCUUACUCUUUUCACACACACACACCUCUCUGUGAUCUGUCUAAUUUCGAGCAAGUCACCGUUACGCUCACGCGACGGCCCCCCCCCAAGACACCGUGGUGAUCUGUCUGACACCCGAUAAUUCCUUUGUCGCGUCUUCCCAUUGGCGACCCAGACCUCUGACUUGAAAUCGCGUGUGGAGCCCGCUAUCAGUGACUGGUGUCGCUUUUCAGGUACCGCGGCCUCGAUUGUGUUGGAAUGAGAACGUCCUCCCCAUCCCGACAAAAGUCAUCAACCACCAUCAGAGCGCCGCUGCACUCGAUCACCAUCGCGCCCGACAGCGUCGUGGACGACAGGUCGCAAAACACGACCGCAUCAGCAAACAACGACGAAUGCGUAAUAUGAUUGCGUGUGGUUCGACCUCGUGUACGUUGAAACCGCCAUUUCGAGCGCCUUGAACGGUGUCUGUCACAAAGUUCUUUUCCUACGCCACCUUGUUCGGGCAGCAACGAGCCUCAUCGCUUUGUGAAACUUCACCGCGAGCACCAAAAAACUCCCAUCUGGUCCCGUCCGCGUCUGGACUCGUGAUAAGCGAAAUCAGUUUCGGUUGUUUCUUGCACUUUAGAUAUGAGCGCAAUCGCUUAUAGCCCUCCGGAGAACCGGCUGCAUCCAACACUGUCCGAUCCGUAUAACAUGCCGGUCCAUCCUGCUGGUUUGGAUGCUGCGUCGUCCGAACGACGCAUGUCGACGGCCAACGAAGGCCUCAUGGCGCUCCCGACGGUCAUGUUGCGCCGUCUGCCCAAGAAUACGACUCCCGAGGCUGUACGAACCAUGUUACUGUUUGCGAAAGACCUCCAGGACGCAGAAAUCGUCCCCAAUGAAUACGAAGAGGACGCUGGGUUCGCCACUGGAAUCGCGCGGUUCGGUUCCAUGACUGGUGCGUCCGAGGCGCAAGCCAUGUUGGACGGUAAAGCCAACACCGCCGGGCAGGCGAAAAUGAUUGUCAACGUCAUUUCAAACCACUCCAUCGCAUCCAUGGUUCGACGAAAUACUAUGGACCCCAUGGCGAGUCGCAAGAUCGCACAGUCCAGAUCACCACCACUCGCUAAUUCUCAGAGGCCUUCGAGGUUCAACGGCACAUUCCAGUCGCUGGAUAAGUCAUCUCCACCACCGGUUGGUUCGCCACCAGAUUACUCCUCCGCCGAUGCCGGACCGGCAAUGCAUACCAUAUUCUCUCCUCAGUCACCAAUCGCCAACAUGGUCACCGAACGUUCUCGGGUCAGUGGGAAGAGAUUCAUUGACGAAGAUGGAGGAGAUGACGAUACUGGAGAAUUGCUCAAAGACCCCUUGGCCUACAUCAACAAUUCGUCCGCAGUGAAUGCAGGACGAACUUCCACGAACCACCGGAUUCCCACUGCUGCAUUUCAGUCAUUGUCCCUCAAUACCAAUAUGAGCGGCACAUCAAACAGCUUUGCGUCACCUCGGUCGGCUGCGCAAAGCCGAACACCACAUUCGCAGUUCUCUCCAGGGAUCAGCUCCAAUGGUUCGUAUGGAUCGUCGGGUCAACCCUACCUACGGCACAAUUACCCACCGGUCAAUCCAGCCGAUCAGAACCCCCCGUGCAACACGCUGUAUGUGGGCAAUUUGCCGAUCGACACUUCAGAAGACGAGCUGAAGGCCAUGUUUUCAAAGCAGAGGGGUUACAAGAGACUAUGCUUUCGGACCAAACAGAACGGCCCCAUGUGCUUUGUCGAAUUUGAGGAUAUCUCAUUCGCCACCAAGGCGCUGAAUGAGUUGUAUGGCGCUCAACUGCACAACAGUGUCAAGGGCGGUAUCCGACUCAGUUUCUCCAAGAAUCCGUUGGGUGUACGUUCAGGACAACCCGGAAGCUCAAACCCAGCGACACCGCUCAGUGCGACAGGGCCUCCCAAUCUCGGCGUCUUCAGCAGUCUCGCUCCUGGCAGCUUCACGACUGCAAAUGGCCCACCGCCGGGACUAUCUGCACCCCCCGGCUUGAACAUGACCCCGCCAGGUGUCAAUGGGACUUUACCGCCCGCCUAUGUGAACCAGGGAUUUCCUGCGGGAGCAGGAGCGCAACCCAAUAUGCGGGCACUGGGAAUGAAUAACAGUCCGGCGAACCAAAACAUGGGUGGCAUGUACCCUGAUUAUAUGCUAGGACGCUAAAUGGGCACGUUACGAACGAAGAAGAGCGCGGGCUCGAUCUGUAUCAUGACAGGCAUGGAGGCAAGUUGUUGGAUGUGCAUCUAUCACAAGGAUUGAGGAUAUCCGCGUGAUGACGGGCGAUGGCAUCAUAUUUGUUGCUAGACUGGACUUUCAAGCGACCAGAAGAACUUGGCGUUGCGGUGAUGUGGGUUUCGAUUGGAUUUUGUCCUUCCUUUUUUCUUUUCGUUUUGACUUUCAAUCACGAGAUUCCCCCUUUCAGCGGACAGCAAGCAAAGUCAGGUGGGCAAGCAGGCAAGCGACAUGGCGUUUCAUAUCACUAUCACGCAGCCAGCAGUUGACAGGGCUGCAAUGGGAAAGCAUGAAUACAGGAUGGGACGCUCACCAAGGCACAGUCAUUAUCGAAGGGUUCUACAGGCAUCAAUGUUGUUUUUGUUGUGACAUUUCGGGGGGGGAGUGGUGGUGCACGGGGCACACACACGGAGUAUAUACCUAGGUAUACACACCAUCUGCUGGUAGUACUGGAUGACAUGCAUUUUGUGGUUAGGUAUAUAUAUGACAUGGAUUUGCAAGCAAGGAUCAAAUUGACAUGUGAU